Molecule: messenger RNA, 1811 nt
Organism: Mytilus trossulus (common blue mussel)
Lineage: Eukaryota; Metazoa; Mollusca; Bivalvia; Mytilida; Mytilidae
Product: protein unc-93 homolog A-like
Exons: 3
Coding region: 358-1794 (478 amino acids)
Biological process (GO): regulation of potassium ion transport; regulation of muscle contraction
Cellular component (GO): striated muscle dense body; plasma membrane
Molecular function (GO): potassium channel regulator activity
Source: RefSeq, a predicted model, not a curated record
UGAAAGUCAUACAUUACACUUGAUAUUCUGACAAAGCCGAUACAUAUUACCUUACAAUACUGUGACUGUCAUACUGGAAUUAUAACCUUUGUAAAUUUGUUGAUGCUAUUUAUACAGUGUUAUACACAUGUUACACUUAAACGAAUACUAAAUAUGCACACAGAAGAUGGAUAAUCGAUCUCACUUUUAUUUAUAUUCAUAAUGUCUUACGAUUGUGAAACAUGCCGUACAUAGUUUAAAAUAUGCUGUGAUAAGAAACACAUCAGGCACAUGUGUAUACAUCGACCUAUACAUUGACUAACUGUACUUUAAAAGUGGACUACGGCCGAACCGGACCAUUGAUUGUAAGUAGAGAAAAUGAGAAAUUUCAGAAUGAAAAUAUAUUGUGCGUUUCGCGGUGGUGUUAAAUCGGACAAAAUAGAAAGUCCCUUACAAUCAACUAUCGUUAUAUCCAUUGCUUUUUUCUUUGUGUUUUCUGCCUUCAUGUCGAUCCAGGCAUUACAGAAUAGUUUGAACAUGGAAGCAGGACUUGGAGUUAAGUCUCUUGCAUGUUUAUACAGCGCUAGUAUAGUGUCGUCACUACUUGCUCCGUUCUGUAUUAAAGUUCUUGGUGGAAAAAUUACAGUGGUGGCAGCGUUUUCUUGCCAUGCUAUAUAUGUAAUGAGUAACUUCUAUCCACGGUUUUACACUUUGAUUCCAACGUCAAUACUUUUAGGAUUAGUUACCGGUCCACUAUGGACUGCGCAGAAUCUGUUUAUCACUGCUAGUGCCACGAGAAUUGCAGAGAAAAGAAAGAAAAACUUGAAAGAUGUUCUGAACCGACACAACGGAAUAUUUUUCUCUAUUCAUGGAGUGGCUUUCGGCAUUGGAAGUGUCGUCUCUUCUAUAAUUUUUCACACAGAUAUAACUUUACCAUCCGGAAACGUUUCCAAAUUGUGUGGCAUUUUAGAAUGUGACAGCUACCUACAACCAAACACCUCUAAUAUAUCUUUUAUAAGUACAAAUAGACCAUCAUCUCAGUUACUUCAUCAACUCUUUAGUGUUUACCUAGCAUUUGACAUGAUUGGUGUUGUCAUAGCAAUGGUACUAUUACCAACAUUACCAGUCAGUGAUUGGAUAAAAAAGAAAAGUGCUUUAAAGUCUGUCUAUUCCAUGUUUUCAUCUUUAUCGAACGUUAAAUUGGUGUUAUUUCUACCCUUAACUAUAAUGACUAGCGUACAACGCUUUGUUUUAUAUGCGGAUUUUACAAAAGCGUACAUCACAUGCCCAUUCAGUAUUGGAUGGGUAGGAUUAGUUAUGGCAAGUUAUGCAUUAACAAAUACAAUUAGUCUACAAAUUAUACAUGGAAUAGCAAAGUUGAUCAAACGUAAAAUUCUAGUAGCAUUCGCAGCCAUGGUUAACAUAGCGGAAAUGACGUUUUGGUUAUUUUGGAACCCAACAGCCGAUCACCUUCCUUUAGUAUUUGUAUCAGUCAUUUUAUGGGGAAUGACAGACGCAAUAUGGAAACUUGAAAUAUUUGGUACUAUACCAGUACUGUUUUCAACAAGGAAGGAACCAGCUUUCGCCAAUGUUCAUUUUUGGGGAUCUUUGAGUAGUGCAAUCUAUUUUGGAACAGCAAGCUAUCUUUGUGUCUUUACGAAACUUUUAGUGUGUAUUGCUUUAAUGAUUAUAUCAAUGCUGCUAUAUCUAAUAUUACAAAUAAAACUGUCCAGGGAACAGUCACCAGACAGACCUACAGAGCAGGAAAUCAGCAUCCAAGAGAAGGAACAAUUAAACAACACGUCUGCAGAUUGACAACGGCUGUUCAUAGA